Molecule: messenger RNA, 1377 nt
Organism: Pyricularia pennisetigena
Lineage: Eukaryota; Fungi; Ascomycota; Sordariomycetes; Magnaporthales; Pyriculariaceae
Exons: 2
Coding region: 1-1377 (458 amino acids)
Molecular function (GO): UDP-glycosyltransferase activity
Source: RefSeq, a predicted model, not a curated record
AUGCCACCCGCAACAGAGAAGCCCCUUGUCGUGGCCAUGUCCCUGCCCGGGGCGGGCCACACCAUCCCCGUGAUGCGCGCGGCCGCCCACCUCGCCUCGCGCGGCUUCGAAGUCUGGUACGUCACGGCCGCCGAGUUCGAAUCCUCGGCGCGGUCCUCGGGCAUCGCCCGCUUCUUCCCCUCCCCGAGCCCUUUCGUCCUGCACCCGGACCUCAUGGCCGGCUACGCGGACCUGCCCGAGGGACCGGCGCGGCUGGACCACGUAUUCCGCAACGUCUUCCUCCGCGGCACGAAGCACUACGCCGACGCGCUGCGCACCGCCCUCGAGGCGGCCAGGGGCGAAACGCCCGGCAGGAGCGUCGUGGUGCUGCAGGACAUGUUUGCGGGCGGGGCGCUGCCGUUCAUCCACGGCGCGCCGCCUCCGCGCGGCUACGAGGACGACGGCUUCCCGCCCGUCGUGUCGCUCAACGUGUCGGUGCUGUUUUGCACCAGCGCCGACGCGCCGCCGCUCGGGUUCGCUGUCGACCCGGUCGGGCGCGAGGGGGAGGAGAUGCUGAGGCUGCACGCGGAGUUCGACGCCGGCACCGCAGAGACGCGCGCGAUGCUGAACCGGAUCCUGGGCGAGAUGGGGUGCACGAGGCGGGUCGACGCCCUGGCCGAUGCGUGGCUGGAGGGUCCGGAUUUGACGCUGCAGCUGUGCAGCCCGGGGCUGGAGUACAGGAGGCGAGACCUCAGUCCCAAGAUCAGGUUCGUCGGAGGCCUGCCGCUUCCCGAGGGCAAAGGCGGCGAGCUUCCAGACUGGCUUCGGGAUCAUGUGGAGGCUCAACGCGACGCGCAGGCGGACGGCCAGACAAAGCGAAAGACGCUCGUGUUUGUGACGCAGGGCACUGUGGAUAUCGACCACAGCGAGCUGCUUAUACCUGCUCUUCAGGGACUGGGCGCCAGGGAUGACCUUUUUAUCGUUGGGGUCCUCGGGAAAAAAGGUGCCAGGCUCCCGGAGAGCGUGGAGAGCAGCUUGCCCUCUGCCAAUGUCAAGGUGCUGGACUACUUUUCUUACAAUGAUAUUUUGCCGCAUGCAGAUGUUUUUAUUACAAAUGGCGGCUACGGCGGCUUCAUGCACGGAGUGAUGAACGGGUCUCCCAUGAUUAUCGCCGGGACGAGCAACGACAAAGCCGACGUGGCGAAUCGCAUGGAAUAUGCAGGGCUGGGAAUAAAUCUCAGAACAGCGAGACCGACUCCCGAGCAAAUUUCUGCUGCUGUCGAUCAGAUUUUGUCGGAUAGUUCCUACAAACAAAGGGCUCUGGAAAUUAAAAAGGAAAACGAAGAAAUGGAUUCCUUUGGGAGGAUCGAGAAAGCCGUGCUGGAAGUCGCACGCUGA